Alternaria atra is the source of this 2289-nucleotide messenger RNA. RefSeq lists its product as uncharacterized. Bases 1 to 2289 code for a protein of 762 amino acids. The record is from RefSeq and is a predicted model, not a curated record. Lineage: Eukaryota; Fungi; Ascomycota; Dothideomycetes; Pleosporales; Pleosporaceae. Gene Ontology annotation, molecular function: zinc ion binding; DNA-binding transcription factor activity, RNA polymerase II-specific. Gene Ontology annotation, biological process: regulation of DNA-templated transcription. The transcript has 6 exons.
AUGGCCACACACGCUAACCAGUUGACGCGCCAACACGUGGACGCGCUGCUAGCGAUUGAAGAUCUCGAUGCGGCAGCUGAUUGGCCUCGCCACAAUAGCGCCGAAGUAGUGCCACGAAACCUCGAUGCGAAAUUCCUCUUCGAGCCUUCCUCAUACCAUUAUGCAGAAGUUCCAACAGGCCGGAGUCUAGCAGUUGAACCUGCUGAAACAACGCAACUGACGUCACUGCUCUGGAAGGAAUGGAACAAGGAUCUGCUCGAACUCCACCACCACUGCGUUCACUCCUACCUGCUCCUGCUGGCGGAACCCGCAGAGAACCAGUGGAAAGACAAAAGCCUACACGGGUCAGCGCUUGUGAGGCUUGUCGAGUUCUGCGACGGAUUAAAGCCUAAGUGCACUGCAUGCGUAGCGCGAGAUACCGAGUGUCGUCAUGGCGAGACGGAGUCGCGUCAGUUCAAGCGUAGAUAUCAGCAGCUCAAAGAGAAACGUACUGCCCAAGAGGAAUUGUUCGAUAUGGUACAAAAUCUGCCCGAGAAAGAUGCAGCCGAUGUAUUUCGCCGCAUCCGAGCAGGAGCAAAUGCAGAAGCUGUGGUAAAGCAUAUUCAAGAGGGAAGCUUGGUCAUGGAGCAUUCUAAUGUUACGCAAGUGUUGUCGCGCUUUCACUUCCCGUUCAUGGACAAGAUACCGACAGGCCUUCGAGAGAGCACUUAUUUCCAGUCGCUUGUAUAUGAGGCAAUCGAAGCGGCCGAGUACGACACAAAUACUUCGCAAGCUCGCCUGACUCUGCAAAAGAGCAAUUACGCAAGGCCCUUGCUUACGGCCAGGAUGUUUGACAGUUUACUCGAGGAUGCACAACCUUCGAAUUGGACUAGUGUCAGUUCUAACGAUCGAUUGCUACAGAAUGUCCUUGAUAGCUACUUUAUCCAUCAGUAUCCAAGGCAGUUCUUCUUCUUCAAGGACUAUUUUCUGGAGGACAUGUUGACGAGAAGAACCGAGUUUUGCUCCCCCCUACUCGUCAAUGCUCUUUUGGCCAAAGCUUGUGCUAGCUACCGACUAUUUGCCAAUCGUAUCAAGUUCUGGAAUCCAGACAGUCUGCCAUAUCGAUUCUUGGCCGAAGCCAAACGACUGUGGGAAUUGGAGGAUGGUGAGCCAAAACUUACCACAAUUCAAGCUGGCUGUCUCAUCAAUGCUACAAUGAAUGACUUUGGUCACGAUAGACCUGGGUUCUCUUAUACACUCGAAGCUCUCAGCAUGGCACAUAAGAUGAGUCUUUUUGCAAUCCGGUCGGAUGGCAGCAGACUCGAGCACGCCAAAUCUUUCACGGCGUGGGGAUUAUCUUCAUGGCUAUCAUUACAGAGUUACUACUACUUCAACCCGCCGUGUCUUCUGGAUAUCCCGGCAGGUCCGCUUCCGGACGCCGGUGACGAGUCAGAGUGGUAUGGUAAUAUAGUGCUGCGUUUUCCACCGGACGAGUAUCCUUAUUCGAAUGAUUUCGGCCACGGCAUGAAAGCUCUGAGCGAGUUGCGACUCAUCCAAAAUGAGAUUGGUAUGAUGUGUUUUAGUAGAUCCAAAGAGUUGAAGAAAAUGCCAUGGAUUGCAGCUUUGCAUAUCCAAGCGAAAUUGGAAACCUGGUAUAGGGAAUUGCCUUCUCAACUCCAGCCUCGCUGGAUUGUAUACCCUUCCCAUAUGUUACUGCAUUGCGAGUACUACGCUGUUUUAAUAACUCUGUUCAGAUCUCAGAUAUCCUCUGAAGAUGAUGGUACACAGUCAUUGACGCAGAGCCAACACAACACAGCACGGCACAUUGUUACACAAGCGAGCGUUCAAUUAGAAAGCAUCUUACGCAUAUACUAUCUCCGCCAUAGCUUCGAAUGCUACGACUCCACGCUCACGAUCUUCUUGGCUCACCUUGCCAACCUCACCCUAGAACCCCUACAACAACUCGAGCAAAACCCAGCCAGCGAACGGAGCGAAACAAGCGAUUCACUUCUCUCUACACUCAUUUUAUGUUUCAACGGUCUGUACGAACAGUCCAAGAGUGCCUACAUCGCUAGUAUCAUGCUUGCCGUCAUGAAGAAACGACUGAGUGCCGAUAUUCGGAAUGCUGUCGGACGUUACGUUGCUAUAGAAGAGCCGGACAAUGAUACCGAUUCAACAGACGAGACCAAUCCAGAAUACUCGCAGCCAAUCCUCACAGAACUUGUACUCCCGGGAGCUAGCCUUCGCGACGAUCCAAAGAUGUGGAGACUGAAGCAUUUGAUGGGCGACCAUAGAAGGAGUUUAGGAUAG